Messenger RNA from Armigeres subalbatus, 3887 nucleotides. RefSeq names its product large proline-rich protein BAG6. Gene Ontology annotation, molecular function: polyubiquitin modification-dependent protein binding; misfolded protein binding. Bases 367 to 3492 code for a protein of 1041 amino acids. NCBI's taxonomy places the organism in Eukaryota, Metazoa, Arthropoda, Insecta, Diptera, Culicidae. The record is from RefSeq and is a predicted model, not a curated record. Gene Ontology annotation, cellular component: BAT3 complex. The transcript has 11 exons.
AAAACUGCAAACCCCCGUGAAAAAGCAGCAGCAGCUAGCCAGAAUUUUCAUUGGUUUACUUUUUCGGUAUAAUUUCGCGGAAAAUCGCCCGAAUCAUUGCGGAAAAGUGGUCAACAGCAGCCGCCGGAGAGCAUUUUGUCGUUGGGAGUGUUUGCCAAAUCAGGAUACAGCACUAGCUAAGGAAAAUCUAGAAUUUUCUGGUACCUUACCCACUCGACUGUGGAAUGGUCGUCAUCGAAGUAGGUGAUCGAUAUUAGUGCUGAUUGGAACGAAAAUAGACGGUGUUUGCAAAUUUCCGUAAACAUUGCGAAAUUGCAGGAAGGAUAUUGUUGAAACUCAAAAACAACGGCGUAAAAGAUCGCCAAAAUGAUAAACCUCAAAGUAAAGACGUUGGAUUCGCAAAAUCAUGACUUCAGUGUGGAAGAUGAUAUUACCGUGCGUCAAUUCAAGGAACAGAUCGCCGAAAAAAUCAACGUUUCGGUGGACAUGCAACGUUUGAUUUAUUGUGGCCGUGUACUGAGUGACGACAAACCACUGAAAGAAUACGAUGUCAACGGAAAGGUAGUCCAUCUGGUGCAGAGAGCGCCACCAUCUGCGCGGGGCAGUAGCACUAGCGGUUCAAACUUGGGCGAUGAUAGUAAUCGAGGCUCGGCUAAUAGACGUUCUCGUAGCAGCGAUAAUGCUGGCCGGCCGCAGAUGUUCCGCGGUCUGGACGAUUUCAACACCAUGUAUUUUGGUUCAAUGACUUCAAUUCCACUGAACGUUAAUGCAACGACUCCUCCGCAAAUCCCUUCCGUGAGCCCUUCGUCGACGCUUUGCAUGAAUCGGAUAACUGUUGCUCGACACAUGCUUCAGUGUGUUGACAACAUCAUUAGUUAUUUGGAGGCUCCGGAACGAGGACUCAACAAUACGUCGAUGGACAUUCUUUCGCAACAGACAAUGGAGAGUACCGUUUUCGAAGUCGGCAUCAGUGCCGUUGGAGACGUUGACAUCCCGCACAAUCAGAUGCAAAAUUUUGUCCAGGCUUUCCAAGGUGCGGUUUCGGCUGCUUUCCGUCAAAAUGGGAUAUCCAAUGUUACCGUGCAGCAGCAGGAUACGCUCAACCCUUCGGUGCAGGUUUUUGGUACUAUUCCCGAUUCGGCGAUCAUCACACCGCCCAAUACCAGUGCUACGGCCACUCCGGCGCAGGAAAGUUCCGGAGCAUCAUCGGGUAGCUCUUCCACUUCUUCUAGCACAUCUGAAUCUAGCGCCGAUUCCAGACGGCAAGCUCGACCAGGUUCGUCGCGCAACCAAACCACAAGCACACAAACGCUUGCGGAGGUAGUGAAUCAGAUGCGACGGGUGCAACGACGGAUGGAACCAUUUUUACAGCAAUAUUUUGACAUUCUGCAGAAUGAUCCUACCUUCGAGGAAUCGGAUACUGCUGGCCGUGAAAGUGCUCAGCGCGUUUUUGACCGCAUAUCCGAGGCCCUCCAUUACAUGUCCCACGCGCAGCAUGCGAUAAGCGAUCUGAUGCUGGACCUGCAAACUACUGCGCCGCGCCAUUUGUGCUGUCGGCCGAUUCUUAUCGAGCAGUCAGCUUUCGUAAGUUCUGGCAUUGCUGCUGUUCCUAACAACAUCAAUCUCGCUAAUCUGCUGCGGGCAACCAACAACAAUAAUAACACUGAUAUGGGCAACAACAAUAUCAACGCUCAAAUUAUCAAUGUAGCAAUUCCUACAAUGUCUGGUUCGACACCUAGCGGUCCGAUUCAUAUUCCAUUACUAGAACACGUUGGGCAUCCACAGAGACCUGCAGGGGACUCCGGGCCGACCUCAGGAACUGGUUCUACUCCGCCAACAACAGCAAGUGGACCGAACACUGGGUCAAUGCCACCACCGAAUCAACAGCAACAACAACAACAAGGUCAGUCCACUAGACAUUCUGUUAACAACCUUCCGGACGAUGUCGUCACUCGUGUCUAUAUCCCACUGUACGACCCGUCGACCGUAGCUCGUAUGCAGAAUAUGAUACAAUCGAUGGGAGCACCGCCGUCAAGAGACGGUUCUGCUACGAGAGCUGCCAAUCCUCGAAGCAGCAACACUUCUGCUGGUGGCAACAAUGCGGCGACGAAUGACAGCCAACAACCACAGCAGACUACUUCACCUUCAACCGGCAACUCCCGGACGACCAGUGAGUCCGACUCGCAUAGCUCGAGUUCCUCCCCUGAACGAUUAUUGGACUCCAACAAUGCCCAAAUGCAGGUAGCACGAUUAAUUCAGGCCGUCGUCAAUGCUGCUCCGAUUCAUGCCGAUAUUCACGUACAAAUAAACGCUGGGGGAAAUUCUCCGGGAUCUUCGGCACCCAGCACCCCGGGUACGGGAAGCACUACAACCAGCAACAGCAGCGGCGGUCCACAGGCUAACCCCACGAUGACGAACAACACUUCAACCAACACCAAUAGUGGAAGCAAUGACAAUGGGUCUCAAUCGCGUUUUGCCACAGUAACCCUUCCGACAACCUCAACUCAAACGCGUUCCACUUCAAGGCCACACGUGCAUAGCAUCCCGCCAGCGCACAUCCGAAAUGUGCGUCCCAUCCCGGCCAACAUAUUAUCGUCCUUCGAUAGGUUUUUGUCGUGCAAUAGUCAUCACAUUCGUGAUAUCACAGACCGUGCUGCUACCGACUCGGCUACCCCGCGAAAUGCUCCUACUGUCAGCAACGCCAGUAGCAAUAACAGCAGCAACGGAUCCACACCCACGCCAGCUGCUAGCUGCUACCGCUCCCCUAGUCCCAUGGAUGUAGAUGAUAUUGAAUCCACAACGGCACCAGAACUGGUGUCAGAUAUUGCUGAAAUUUCGAUAUCCAUCGAACCACCUAUUGUCAAUUUGGACCAGUGUACAGCAAUUGUAAUCUCCGCCGCUCCUGUAUCAAACCAAACAUCCAACAUUUCGCAAGCCACCACUCCUGUUGCCAUGGAUAACAGCGAAGAUGUUACAAUGACGAUUCCCGUAGCCUUUGUUGAACCUCAGGUGCCACCUCCAUUAUUAAACGACAAUGACGAACUUCCUGCGGUGAUUAUCGGAUCAGAACCGUGGCACUCACAUUUGCCAUCCACGUGGAUACCCGUAAUUACACGGGAUAUAACUCGACAACGACGACAGAACCCCCAGGGCCCGUACUCAGACGCGUACAUCUCUGGCAUGUCGUCCAAACGGCGAAAGCUAAUAGCAGAAACCAAACCAUCAUCAGACGUUCCUUCUUUAAUCACGGAUGGCAUAAGGCACGCUUUCCGCGCAACCGGGAUCAAUCCGGCCAGUUCAGGCGGUAGCAAUUCAAACAUGGGAUCAGCCAACCUCGCUGUGGACGAGCUUGCCCGCUCGAUAUCGGAUGACACGGCCCUGCAGAGCUCCUACUGUGAAACCAUGAAGGCUAGCAUACGGGAACGAUUGUCCAAGGAUCCAGAUUAUGACGCAAAAAGGUUCCCCAAUUGUUCCAAAUAUUUUGAAAAAUAGUUAUUCGACGGUGCGUUAGAGAAAAAUAAGAGCUUUUGAUGCUGACGUUUGUGUUGAUAGUGGAACGAAAGAAAUGCUGUGAACUGUUGUAUAAAAAUGAGUGAAAGAGUGAAUGCUGUCUUGUUUUACAAUUUUCAUGCUUAUAAUCGAUAUGGACGUAUAUUUAGAGUUUAGCUGUUUCAGAUUACUGUACGGUAGAAUAUCCAAGAACAGAUAAUCACUAAUAAAUGAGUCUGUGUUAACAACACCAGAUAUGGCAGGUUUGAAUCCUCUAAAUACACAUUAAAACUAUUUGGCACUUUUGGCAAAACAAAAUGUUAAUUUAUAAAAAUUGUUUAUUUGCUUUGUGUAUAUUGCGUUAUAAAAAGCAAAUACAUAUUAAAAUGAACAAUAAA